This is a messenger RNA of Cladophialophora carrionii CBS 160.54, 1743 nucleotides long. RefSeq lists its product as uncharacterized. NCBI's taxonomy places the organism in Eukaryota, Fungi, Ascomycota, Eurotiomycetes, Chaetothyriales, Herpotrichiellaceae. The record is from RefSeq and is a predicted model, not a curated record. The coding region runs from base 1 to 1743 and encodes 580 amino acids. Gene Ontology annotation, cellular component: proteasome regulatory particle, lid subcomplex; proteasome complex. The transcript has 3 exons. Gene Ontology annotation, molecular function: enzyme regulator activity. Gene Ontology annotation, biological process: regulation of protein catabolic process; ubiquitin-dependent protein catabolic process.
AUGAGUGGUGACAAGCAAAAUCUCAAUGGCUCUGGUCCGGCUCGAAAUGGCGUCAACGGUGCGGAUGACGUUGAUAUGAAGGAUGAAUCCCAAAAUGCAAAGAAAGGCACCAAAGGGUCAAAAGAUAAAGACGGAGACAGCGAUAUGACGGUCGUUGUUCCGCCCUCGAAAGGCUCAAACACUCCGAGCGCUCCUUCGAAAGCGACUGAGGCUGAUCUGACAAAUGGCGCCGUUGACGGCGACGUCGAGAAAGAAGCCGAAGAACCGGUCGAUCCCCAAGAAAAGGCGAUAGAAGAGAUAAAGGCCAAUUUGCCAUUGUUGGAACGUGCCGUCAGUCAGUUCGAUCCUCGAUUCAGCUUGAGAGUCCUUCGAUCAAUACCUUCCGUCCGCAAGCACCUGACGGCCUACGUGUUGGCCACCGUCGUCACCGAAACAUAUUCCAGCCCUACUGCAACGGCCAUCUCACUUCUCAGCGCCGUCAAAGACGAUCCGACUUUUCCCUCCCAGAAAGCAGAAGAAUGGCAUAGCAAGAAAGAUGCGUCACCCCCAAAGAACUCGCAGAAAGAAGUCCUACCAGAAAUCGACGUCUACCUAUCCAUUCUAGUGCAAGUGCAUCUUUACGAUAAGAAGUCCAUCAAUGCCGGUGCUCAAUUCUCAAGCGCGCUGGUCGAACAUCUGCGCACCUUGAAUCGUCGGACACUGGAUUCACUGUCUGCACGUGUGUACUUCUACUAUGCUCUUUUCUAUGAGGAGGUUGCACCACAGCCCCCUUCACCUGCCGCCGCACUCAUUUCCAUCCGCAAAACCCUGCUCGAUGCGCUGAGAACUGCAACGCUACGGAAGGACCAAGAUAUACAAGCCUCGGUAACAACACUACUUCUGCGGAACUAUCUCUCUACUUCUCAUAUCACUCAAGCCGACCUGCUGAUAUCACACACCAAGUUUCCCGAUACUGCUGCCAACAACCAGGUGGCCCGUUACUUGUACUACCUGGGUCGCAUUCGAGCGAUCCAGCUGCAGUAUACCGAAGCUCACGAAUACCUGACUGGAGCGACACGGAAAUCGCCAACAGCAUACAAGGCCAGCGGAUUUUACCAGGCGUCCACCAAAUUGCUCAUUGUCGUCGAGCUUCUGAUGGGCGAUAUCCCUGACCGCGCGAUCUUCCGUCAGCCCAGCCUCGAAAAGGCGCUCGAACCAUAUCUUCAGCUCGUGCAAGCUGUCAGCUCAGGGGAUGUGACUGGCUUUCAGAACCUGGUUCAGCGAUACAGCGCAACCUUCCGAAAGGAUGACACCUACACUCUCAUUCUGAGAUUGCGGCAAAAUGUCAUCCGGACAGGUAUCCGAAUGAUGUCUCUUUCAUAUGCCAGAAUCUCUCUGCGAGACAUGUGUCUUCGAUUGGGACUGGACAGUGAAGAGUCGGCAGAGUACAUUGUUGCAAAGGCUAUUCGCGAUGGGGUCAUUGAAGCGAGUCUCGACCAUGAGCGUGGGUACAUGAAGAGCAAGGAGACGGGCGACGUCUACGCUACAGGAGAACCCGGCGACGCUUUCCACGAUCGGAUCCAAGCUUGCCUAGCUCUACACGACGAGAGCGUGAAGGCGAUGCGUUUCCCCAUGAACCAACACCGAUUAGAGCUCAAGAAUGCCCAAGAGGCUCGUGAGCGCGAACGUGAGCUAGCGAAGGAGAUUGUGGAGGGAGAGAUGGACGAUGACGAUGCGCCUGGUGGUGAUUUCGACGGGAUUUGA